This is a messenger RNA of Ceutorhynchus assimilis (cabbage seed weevil), 444 nucleotides long. Lineage: Eukaryota; Metazoa; Arthropoda; Insecta; Coleoptera; Curculionidae. The record is from the annotation of a GenBank genome assembly.
AUGCCUAAAUACUAUUGCGACUACUGUGACACAUAUUUAACUCACGAUUCUCCCAGCGUAAGAAAAACCCAUUGUACAGGAAGAAAACACAAGGACAACGUAAAAUUUUACUACCAAAAAUGGAUGGAAGAACAGGCUCAACAUUUAAUUGACGCAACCACUGCAGCUUUCAAGGCUGGUAAAAUCGCCAACAACCCCUUCGCGGGGCCCGGCAAGGGUGGCGUGGCCAUUCCGCCUCCAGCACAAUUGAUGGGUCAACGGCCCGGGGCUCCGCAAGCCCAAAUGAUGCAACAAAUGGGACCUGGCGGUAUGCCCCCCAUGAUGAUGGGGCCUCACGGGCCUAUGCCUCCGAUGAUGGGUAUGCGACCUCCUAUGAUGGGGAUGAUGCCUAUGGGACCUAUGGGGCCGAUGGGACCUGUACGCCCACCAAUGGGUGCCAAAUAA